CAGUGACGGGAUCCCGCGGGUCUGUGGGGGAUCUGUGUGGGUCUGUACCUGUCUCAGGUUCAUUCGGACAGAUUUUUGGGGCGGAGAUGAUGUGUAACUUUAUUUCGAGGUGGAGUCAGUAGCUGGAGGAGCCCGAACACUUUAAGAAGUACUCGGAGACUUUACAAGCACAGUUUCUUCACACGAUCUCAGCUCAACAAAUGACUGUUUAAAACUUCAUGUUUAAUUAAAGCGGAUUCGAGCGAUCGUUCAUUGAAGCGCUUUGACUUCUCAGCGCGUCGUCUUCAGACCUCUUCAGCUGGAAGACACAAACAUGAGGCAGAAAGCAGAACAAACACAAUCGUGUGUUGUGUGUCUUUUGCUGUUGUCCAGUGUGUGCGUUGUGAGGGCCGAGUACUCAAACUGUGGAGAGAAUGAAUUUUACAAUCACACAAGCAACAGUUGUCGUCCCUGCCCACAGUGUCAACCUGGACAAGAGCCAUACAUGAACUGUGGUUAUGGUGUAAAGGAUGACGACUAUUCCUGCAUCCCGUGUCCUGCGGGGAAAUUCUCAAAAGGAAAAUAUGAGAUCUGCCGUCGACACAAAGACUGUGAUUCUCUGUACCGAGCCACAGUGUUAACAGUAGGGACUCAUGAGAGCGACGCCGAGUGUGGACCCUGUUUACUGGGGUAUUACAUACUGGAGAACAGACCACGCAACAUCUACGGCAUGGUGUGUCACUCGUGUCAGAACGCUCCGAAGAACGUCAAAGAGUGCAUGAGAUCCACACCCGUGUCAUCUGGUCGUGUUCCCAGCGUGUCAUCCAGCAGCACCACCAUUCUCCCACAUCCAGAGAAAGAUCCAACAGGGCAAGGUCACCUAGCAACAGCUCUCAUUAUUGCCAUGUCAACCAUCUUUAUCAUGGCCAUCGCCAUAGUGAUGAUCAUCAUGUUUUACAUCGUAAAAGCUAAGCCCAAUGGACAAGCAUGCUGUUCUGGACAAAUCAUCAAGACCACAGAAAGUCAAACAAACAAACAGGAGGAGAAGAAAGAGAUUCAAGAAACUGUCGUGAUCUUUGCAGAGAAGGACGAAUAUGACAAGCUCAAGUCAUCACCUCCAAAACCUGCAAAAAGUGAAAACGACGCUUCAUCAGAGAACGAGCAGCUGUUGAGUCGCAGCAUUGACAGCGAUGAAGAAGCAGCUCAAGACAAACAGACGGCAGCUGAUCUGUGUCUGAUGUCACUGGUGCAUCUGACCCGAGAGAAGACAUCUUCAACAAACAACACACACAACAACAACACAAUAACAAACAACAACAACAACAGAGCCACAGGGAUUCACAGCAGAAGGAAGAAAAUCUUGGACUUGUACACAAAAGCCUGCAGUGUUGCAGAAGGUCUGAGUCCCACCGAGCUUCCGUUCGACUGUCUGGAGCGCACCAGCCGCAUGCUCAGCUCUACAUACAGCACAGAUAAAGCCGUGGUGAAGACCUGGAGACAUCUGGCAGAGAGUUUUGGACUGAAGCGAGAUGAGAUUGGAGGAAUGAGUGAUGGGAUGCAGCUCUUUGACAGAGUCAGUACGGCGGGUUACAGCAUCCCAGACCUGCUGACGCGUUUGGUUCAGAUCGAGAGACUGGACGUCGUCGAGGUUCUCUGCUUUGAUAUUCUGGGCGGACCCGAGAGCGGCGUCCCUCCGUCCAGCCAUCAUCACACUUUAUCUUCUCGCUGCGCCAGUGUCUGAUGCAUUCUGAUGUGCGGCGACGUGAAGAAGCUCUGUGUGUUAUUCCUUCAUCAUGACACCUCGUCCCAUCAGCACAGACUGAAGAAUACGACUGAGACAGGACAGAAGUGAGCUGAAUGAUCCACCCGAGGAGCACAAACUACAUCGUCUCUUUGACUUCUGAGCUUUGUCAUGUGUACAUACAGAUGAUGUGUCGCCGUCUGGGUUCUCUAGUUUUGUUGUGUUAUAAACAUUUAGCUCAGGAUUGUGUGAUGAACUGUGUCUAUUACAUGUGUGCAUAUUUUAUUAACAGAUAGAAUAUGAACUUGUCUCCACAGGUUUAAUGAAACACUUCUCAGAUGACACACAGACCUUUGAGAAAGCGUUUGUGCGGCCAGCCGCUGGUUUAUAUCACACACCUCCUGUGAUGUUCAGAAUUUCAUUAACUAAUAAUCCAGAUGUAAAGUGACACAGACGUUGUGUAUAAAGUGCAUGUGAAUAGAACCGAAUGAUGAUGUGAAUGUGAGUGACGCGGCAUGUCAUGUGACUUCAUGUUAAUGAUGGGAUAGGUCUACUCCCCUCAAGACGUUCCAAACCUAAUCUGUUGAACACAAGGGAAGAUAUUUGGAAGAAUGUAAGCAACUGACAUUUCUUGGACAUGGUGACUAUCAUAGUAGGAAAAUGUAAAUGAUAGUCAAAGGUGCCCCGGAACGUUUUGCUUUUCUCAAUUCUUCAAAACAUCUCAUUUUAUGUUUAACAGAACAAACAGAAAGAUCUUACUACUUUCUACGACGGUAGUCAAUAAUGUUCAAGGAAUAUCAGUUGCUAACAUUCUUCCAAAUAUCAUUUGCUGUGUUCAUCAGAACAAAGAAAUGUGUACAGAUGUUAGGGUCAGUAAAUGAUGACAGUAUUCAUAAGAACUCUUUGUCAUGAUCUGUCUUAUGUUCCACUGGAGACAGAUGAUCAGGAGCUGGUCUCCACACAACAUCACAACAUCUUUAACUUUCUGCUAUGAUUAAAGUGCGUCACACUGCAGGAAUAUAAAUCAUUACAACUGAGAACAGACACACACACACACACACACACACACACAGCCAGUAUAAAGAAACACAAGUGUAUAUAUAACUUAUUCUUGUACAUAUACACCAUGCAUAAAAGUAUCAAUGAAAUAAAGUGAAACCGUCUCUUGUUAUUGUGUUUGUGUACAUGAACUUAUUCAAACAUAACUCAUGCGUUUGACGUCACACUGAUAUAAUAAUAAUCCUCUGACUGUCUGAAUCACAUGACAUCACGUCUCAAACGCUGUUCCAUCUACAGUCAUAUUUAUUUCCUCACCAAAGCAAAAGAUACACACACACACAUUAGAAGAGUUUUGUUUCAGGGUUAGGGCAUCUGAUGUUUGGUGUUCAUUCAUACUGUAAGCUGCUGCUCUCUCAGAUGAUCCAUCACUGAAAAUCACCGCAUUGCAUUAUGGGAUGUGUCAAUAAUGGCUUUAUGGAGGACAAGAUAUUCAAACUGGACUUCAGGAAGAUCUCCAUCAAGCACUCAAAACAAAGUGAUGUUCUGCUCUUCACUUCACCAGAAAGACAAUGAAAACCAGACCAGCAAACACUUCUCAA
This is a messenger RNA of Triplophysa dalaica, 3318 nucleotides long. It is a transcript of the gene edar, whose product is annotated as ectodysplasin A receptor. Gene Ontology annotation, biological process: positive regulation of JNK cascade; positive regulation of canonical NF-kappaB signal transduction. NCBI's taxonomy places the organism in Eukaryota, Metazoa, Chordata, Actinopteri, Cypriniformes, Nemacheilidae. Gene Ontology annotation, molecular function: signaling receptor activity. Bases 314 to 1720 code for a protein of 468 amino acids. The transcript is spliced from 12 exons. Gene Ontology annotation, cellular component: plasma membrane. The record is from RefSeq and is a predicted model, not a curated record.